This is a messenger RNA of Manacus vitellinus (golden-collared manakin), 4679 nucleotides long. RefSeq names its product coiled-coil domain containing 14 (gene CCDC14). The transcript is spliced from 12 exons. Bases 567 to 3380 code for a protein of 937 amino acids. The record is from RefSeq and is a predicted model, not a curated record. Gene Ontology annotation, cellular component: centriolar satellite. Lineage: Eukaryota; Metazoa; Chordata; Aves; Passeriformes; Pipridae. Gene Ontology annotation, biological process: protein localization to centrosome.
CAGCCUCGAGAAGAGACGGCUGAGAGGGCACCUCAUCAAUGUGUAUAAAUAUCUAAAGGGGGGAACAGGUUGCACAGAGAGGGUGUGGAGUCUCCCUCACUGGAGGUAUUCCAGAACCGUCUGGACACGAUCCUGUGCCAUGUGCUCUGGGAUGACCCUGCUUGAGCAGGGAGGUUAGACCAGAGGACCCACUGUGGUCCCUCCCAGCCUGACCCAUCCUGUGACUCUGGGAGUGUGUGAGGGUUCUUCCACCCUGUGUGCACGUGGUGUGCGAUCCUUAAAGUCCCCAAGGUUCAGGUGGGUAUUUGUUGAGUUUGUACAUCAGCUCUUGGACGUGUCAGUAAGUGAAUCACUGUAUCUAUAGAAUGCUGUGGAAAUUAUCAAAGCAUCAUGCUUUGUAAAGGCACAUUUUGUGAAAUGAAACCUACAAGUUUAAGGCCCUGGUGGCAGCAGUUACCCCCUCCUUGGCCUGGGAGCUGUAAAUUGCCUUGGACUGAUCCACUUCUGCAAAAGUUCUUAGAACUGGGGGGCAAUGGUAGUCUUCAAGUAUGUUGUGAAAGUACUUCAUGAAAAUCAAAGUGUAUUUCUGUAAUCAACAGGGUUUGUCCUCUGGAAGGCUGUCAGGAGCAGUUAAGCUAACAAAUGGAAGAAAACAGGUUGGCUUAAGGAGAGGAUGUUAUUCUGAUGCAGAAUUCUUUUCCACCGACUCUGACAAUCAGGUUGAUGCUAUCCAUGAUGGACUUGACCAGUGUGCAGCUUUACUGAAGAAUUUCAUACAAAAUGGGGCUACAGGAAAGGAGGCUAUCCAUAAACCACCUGGGAAAGCACCUACUUCCAAGCCUUUGCUAAACAAAGGAAAUACUUCCAAGAAGAAGGGGUUAGCAAGAAAUGUUACUCCUGCCCCUGUCCGAAAAGAAAUUCUGCCAAUAUCAAAUAGAAAAUUUCCUUCGUCCACCACACCUUCUGCUAAGAAAGAACUUUCCAGUGCAGCACAGAAUCAGAUGGUUCAACCUAUUCAUGUGCCUUGCAGUCAACAGUCUCCUGUGAUGUAUCAGAAACUAUGUGAGCAUGUGGAAACUCAGAUGUCUCUGAUAACUGGCCAACCACCACAGGAUAGUAAUGAAAUUCCUACUAUAACUCCUUCUCCUACCUCAAAUCAGGGAUGUCAAAAUGUUGCAGCUUUUAAUUAUCUGUUACCUACGUCCACAUCAGGACUGUCCCUGCAGCAUUCAGCUAAUCCCUUGACUACUCAGUCAGGUGUUCCUGUAGAUAGUGCCAGUGAAUGUGUGCCAGAGAUGGGAGGACCUGUGGUUUUCCCAGUAGUUUCUGCUGCUCCUGCUGUACAAGUGCAGUCUGGCACUGCUCUUCCUAGUGUGGUCCCUUGUAUAGCACCAGUUCCUUCGAUCCCUACAGUGCCUACAUUGAUCCCAGCAUCUUCUGCCAGAGAGAUGACCCCAAGCCAAGAGCACCAGACCAAAGAAGCAGAUUUGAUAAGGUGCAUACAAGCUCACCUGGCCCUGUUACAAUCACGGGAGGGACUGAAUGGCAGCACUGAACAGAGGUGCCAUCAGCAUUGUCCAGCACAACAUGAUGGCUCAAGUGACACGGAGGAGGAUACUCCUGAAGAGCACAGUGAGGAUAUGGUCAGUGAGGAAGAUGAAUUGAAUGUCCUUGACAUAGCUCCAGUGAGAGAUACAGGCUGUAGGACAAGUUGUGUGAAGAAAGUUCUUAAAUCUAGAAGAGAAAAUCCAGAAGAAACAGCCCAUAAAGUUAUGACUGUAAAAUAUCUUUUGGGUGAACUCAGAGAACUGAUAACAGAUCAAGAUGAUUCAGAAAUGCUGAGGUUGAUGAGUGAAAUAGAAGGUUGCAUAUCAUUGCUCCCAGCUGUAGUGGGAAGUACAAACAUCCAAGCUGAAAUAGCACUGGCUUUACAGCCUCUCAGGAGUGAAAAUGCCCAGCUGCGCAGGAGACUAAGAAUAUUAAACCAGAAACUCAGGGAACAAGACACCAGUGAGAAGAAAUCUGGACAGAGCUGCAAUUAUGAAUUAGUUUCUUUGCAGUCCUUGAAUAUGAUGCUCCAGAGUCAAUUGAAAGAAUCGCAGAAAGGCCUUGAUUCACUGCAGGCUAAAAAUGAAGAACUUCUUAAAAUAGUAGAAAGUCAGAAGGAAGAAAAUAAACAUCUUGCAAAAGUUAUUCAAGAUAAAGAAGAAGAAUUGCUUGAAAACAAACAGCAUUAUGACAUUCAUUCCACCAAGCUCAAGAUUGAAGUGGAAGAAGCAUUAGGAAGUGUGAAGAGCCUUCAGUUUAAGCUGGAAGCUUCAGAGAAAGAAAAUAAGAUUUUGGGCAUAACAUUACGUCAGCGGGAUGCCGAGGUUAAGAGACUGCGGGAAUUAACCAGAACCUUGCAGGGCAGUAUGGCCAAGCUUCUGUCUGACCUCACAGCGGACAACGUUAGACCCAAACCUGAAAAAGCUCUCUCAAAGUCUCUUUUGGAAGACCAUGAAAAGCAGAUGCAGCCUGAGCCAUUUCCUGGGAGUACUGCAGUAAUGACUUACCUUAAAAAAUUAGAAAUGGAUCAUGUUUUGAUAGAUACAGAUCUUCAAUUCGCAAAUGAAAGUGGAAACAGGGAAAUGCAAAAUCUGGCCUAUGAAAAGUUUGAUGCUGAAGGAAGUAAAAUAAACAGUACGUUCAUAGAAGAAGGAACAUCAGCUCCCAGAGCACUACAAACUUCAUUGAACCAAGAUGCAGAAACAAUUAGUGAUUCUGGGACUUUACUAGAUGACCAAAACAAGUUGGAUGAGACAAUUUAUAUUCCAUUGACUAGCAGUGCCUCUAAAAAACAGCAGCCAGUCUCUGACAGAAGUGGUGUGCUACCCCAGAGUAGAGGGGUUUGUAAAACUUUGGAUUUCUGUGAGCUCCCAAGUUCUGUACCGCAGUGUGGAUGUGAGCUAUCAAAGGAUCCAACUGUACUGGAUAAGUUAAGUGCUGGGUACAGUGUGAAAAAGACUGUGGAAAACACUCUUGAACUUACAGGGGAUAAAGCAAAGUUGGAAGGAGACAAAGUCCAAAUGAGAUCAAAAGUCAUUCCAAGUGGAGCUGCAAAAGAUUCCACAGAUAAACCAGACCAACCUCAGCCUGGUACAUACCCUCGUGUGUCAAUGCCAUUUCCAACAGAGAUUUCUCAGAGAAAAGGUAGUAAACCAGCUGAUUUUAGUUGCAUUUCAUUUGAUGGUUUAUCAGUGAGAUCUGAGUGGAGUGCAACUUCUUUCUCAACAUUUACUUCUCGAGAUGAAGAGGACUUUAAGAAUAGUUUAGCAGCCUUGGAUGCCAACAUAGCCAAGUUACAAAGGACUCUGCAGAGUAACAUCAGGAAACAAUGAUUAUGAGGAGGGGAAAUGGGCUGCCCUUGUUCGGAAAAAUUAGGUUUUUCUAAAGUAUAUUAAUAAGUAUGGUGCAGAUAUGUAUAUUUGUAUGUAAUAACUUGUGCUUAGCUGUUUCAGCUAUGGAUAGAAUUUGUUCCUUAUUAAGCUGUGGCACUGUUUCCCUUGAUGUGUACAACUUGAAAUAACUGGCUUUUUAUAUAAAAUAUAAAUGUUGUUUGUUUUUUUUUUUUAAUUAUUACUUAGGUUUAUACUCUUUACUUGCAAAAUUAAUUAUACUUGAAAAUUAAAUGUACUUGUUUACUCAUGGGGUUUUUUUCCUUCCCCUAAGAACUGUUGUAAGGUGCUAUACAUGAGCAAAAGGUUCCACAGGUAGAGGCCAGGGAAGAGGUGUCUACAGAGCAGCAGGAAUGCUGAGAGUUACAGUUGCUAAGUCAGGAUCAUGCUAUUCCAAAAAUAAAUGCAGCCAUCAUAUGGGAUUUGUAGUGGAUGGUAGAUCAUAUAAAAUACAUGAAGUAAUCCUUUUUCACUCAUCACUGAUAAAACUCAGUUUUCUCUUUGGACCAUUUUACUCAAAGGAAGAAGUGUAUGGAGAGUUCAGGCGAGAGCAAGAGAAGAACUGUCAAAGUUCUGUUGCUUUCUACAGUUCUGUUUUAGGUUAUACUUUUUACUAAUGUUUGAUUUUUAUCUAAAGUAAAAGAAUAUAGAACCUGUGGAUAAACACAGAACAAACAGGACGACACUGAGAAACAGAAGCAGCACAGCUGACACAAAGGAGACAAAUUAGGAAUUAGUGCAAGCUGGCAAACCAGUGCAGUUAGCAAAGCACCAGAAUGUACAGUGUGAGGAAGCCAUGGAAAUUCCACAGUUGUUGAGAUGUCAAACAUCUACUGGGCAUAAAUACAGAGAGUCUGGACUGAAUCACCCAGAUUGACUCUCACAGGAAUGGGAGCGGAAGGGGGAAUGAUUCCAGUCCGCUGUUCUCCCCACCAGGCCUUUCCACAUCUCAGUCUCAAGAAUAUGCAUAAUAUAAGUGUUUAAGGUACAGGUACAGGAAGGUGGUGUUAUUGCCACCAUUCUGUUCCCCUUGUGCUCUUAGCAGUGCUUCAGUGCUGUUUUUCAGGGAAAAUAUCUUUGGAAAAGAAACAGCAAUAUAAGAACCUGAAUUUAAGAUUGCUCUUUCUACAGAAUUGCUUUUUUUUUUUUUCCUGGAAAACAUUGCUGUGCUUCCUGGUACUGUUUUCUUGUAUGUUUCCAAGUAGAAGAAAAGUCCCUCAUGGUUAGUUGCUUGAAUGAACA